GGCGAGCCAUCGGGGACCCCGGCCCGGCCGCGGCGCCCGCCCCCCGCCCGUGGCCCGGCCCAGGCCGCCCACCCGCGGGCUCCGGGCACCUGUGGCCGCCGCCAGACCCCGGCCGGACCCGGGCUGCCGUGGGCUGAGCCAGAUCGGCGGCGCCCGGCUCCCCCCCGACCUCACACUGGGCCACCCCGCCCGGUCCCCCCCGGAACCCGCGGCGCCCGCGAUGGUCCCGCCCGGGCAGCCCUGAGCCCUGCGCGGGUGCGGGCGCUGCCUCCUCCCCGCCCCUCGCCCCAGGGAGCCGACACCAACUUCUGCUGUUGAACUCCGCUCUGCCCCUUCUUUUGGCCCAGGGCAACCUCGGCAGCCCUGACCGCAGCAGACAGUCCCGAGUACCCAGAAAGGCCCCUGGGUGGCCCGGCGCCUCCCCGGCUCUUUCUGGAUGGAGGCGCCUCAGGACGGAGCUGGCUGAACGCUUUGGCCUUCGCCUUCCAGCCCCUGCUGACCACACCUGCCCUAGUGCAGAGGCUGCGUGAGAAGCAGGAAAUGCUGUACCAGACUUCCCCAAAUGUCCCUUCUGGGACUCCAGCUCUCCAUCUUAGUGAGGGUCUGAUUCCCAGAGUCGUCUCUCAGUGAGGAGCAGCUGCACUGGCCCAGCACAGCCAGCUCCCGGGGAUCUCGGUCUGACCACCAGGAUGGAGCUGGGGCCCGCGACCGAGACCUUCGUGCUGGAGCUUCGGUGUCUUGAAGAUGGGGGCCCAGCUCCUGAUACCCUCUCAGGUGGCAGUGGUGGGAGUGAGAGUCAGGAGGAAGAAGAGGCUCAGGAGAGGAGCAGCAGCCCACCACGGCCAGCAGUCUCAGCCCCAGUGGGGGCCAGUGAAAUUGCCGAGAAAGCCCAGCCAGAACAGCAGGAGGUGCAACUGCAGCAGGUAGAACAGCAGCCAGAGCUGCAACAACAGCCACAGAAGGAGCGGCUGCAACAGCAGCAACCACAAAACCAGCUGUUAGGACAUCAGCCAGAAUUGCAGCAGCAGCAAGAUGGGCAAGAACAGCUGCCUCAACAACAGCAGGAGCUACAGGAAAAACGCCCAUCUGUGCAACAAGAGCAACUGGAACCACAACUACAGCCAAUGCAGCAGCAGGAACAGUUACAGCAGCAGCAGCAAGAUGGGCCACAGCAGCUGCCUCAACAACAGCAGGAACUACAGGAGAAACCCCAACCCAUGCAGCAUCAGCAACCAAAACCACAACUGCAGCUGAUGCAACAGCAGGAACAGUUACAAGAGCAGCAAGUGCAAGAGCAACAAUUGUUGCAACAACAGCAGGAACAAUCACAGGAGCAGCAAGUGCAAGCACAGCAGCUGUUACAGCAACAGCAGGAACAGUUACAACCACAGCAGCAGUUGCAACAGCAGAAACUGUUACAGCCGGAACAGUUACAGCAGCAGCAGCAACAGGAACAGUUACAACCACAGCAGGAACAGUUACAGCAGCUGCAGCAGCAGGAACAGUUACAGAAGCAGCAACUGCAACAGCAGUUGCAGCAAGAACAAUUACAGCAGCAGCUACAGCAGGAACAGUUACAGCAGCAGCUGGUGCAGCAGCAACAGUUACAGCAACAGCAGCUGGUGCAGCAGCAGCAAGAACAGCUGCAGCAGCAGCAGCUGCAGCCCCGCCCACUGGAGCCAGAAGAGGAGGAAGAGGUGGAGCUGGAGCUCAUGCCAGUGGACCUGGCGUCGGAGCAGGAACUGGAGCAGCAGCGGCAGCAGGAGCUGGAGAGACAACAGGAACAGCGGCAGCUGCAGCUCAAACUGCAGGAGCAGCUGCAGCAGCUGGAGCAGCAGCUGGAGCAGCAGCAGCAGCUGGAGGAGCAGCAGGAGGUGCAGCUGGAGCUGACCCCGGUGGAGCUGGGGGCCCCGCAGCAGGGGGUGCAGCUGGAGCUGACCCCCGUGCAGCCCGAGCUGCAACUGGAGCUGGUGCCCGCCGCAGCGGACGGCGGGGCGUCGGUCCCGGGGGCUCCCGCCGCCGUCGUGGUGGCUCCCCCGGGCUACGUGGUACUGCAGGAGCUCAUGGUGCUGCCGGCCGUGGCGGCGCCCGCGGUGGUGGCCAUCCCGGGCCCAGCGGGCAGCGCGGCCCUGACGCCGGCCCGGCAGCGGCGGCGGCGGCGCGCGCGGGAGCGGCCGACCAUCUGCGGGGAGUGCGGGAAGGGCUUCAGCCGCAGCACGGACCUGGUGCGGCACCAGGCCACGCACACGGGCGAGCGGCCCCACCGCUGCGGCGAGUGCGGCAAGGGCUUCUCACAGCACUCGAACCUGGUGACGCACCAGCGCAUCCACACGGGCGAGAAGCCCUACGCCUGCUCCUACUGCGCCAAGCGCUUCAGCGAGAGCUCGGCGCUCGUGCAGCACCAGCGCACGCACACCGGAGAGCGGCCCUACGCCUGCGGCGACUGCGGCAAGCGCUUCAGCGUCUCCUCCAACCUGCUGCGCCACCGGCGCACGCACUCGGGCGAGCGGCCCUACGUGUGCGAGGACUGCGGCGAGCGCUUCCGCCACAAGGUGCAGAUCCGCCGCCACGAGCGCCAGCUGCACGGCGCCGGCCGCUCCCGGGGCCUGGGCCUGCUCCGCGGCGCGCGCACGGCCGCCGGCGGGCCCCCGCGCUCCGAGCCGGCGGCGGGGGCGGCGGACAAGGCACCGUGACCCGGGGGCACCGAGGUCGGCCGGAUCGCGGCUCCUCCCGACCUGGGAAGCCCCGCGCCCGCUGGGACGUCGUGACCCCAUUCCGUGGUCUCUCGGGACAUCCUGGAAUGUCGCUGGGAAAAGGCUUCCAUCUUUUCCCGGGUUAACCGAGGGGUAGCACAGAUUCACAAGUUCGCCCUCAGAAACGCUCCACGGGAGGAAGGCCUUGUGGCUAACACAGCACAGAGAUUGCACAUUAGUACAGAUUUGUUAGGGAGCGCCCAUGGGUGAGAAGUCCGCCAAAGGUUUUCCCCAGGAGAAUUGGGCCUAUAGACAUGAGAGCCACAGGAGAAAACUUCCAGUGGCAGAUGGGACAAUUGAUGACAUUUGACACAGAUCGAACACUAACCAGGGAAUCAAAUAUAUGUGGUAAAACGCACAUGAAAAGGAUUUGAUCCUGGUGAAAAUUAUUCCAAUGGGAAAAAAGGAAACUUAUCUGCACUAUGUAGAAAGCUGAUCAAGGCAUUUAAUUGUCCUCAAUGGCAUUUGCCUUGAAAAUCCUUUCUAGAAUGAAAAUUCAUCAGGGUGGAUAUAAUCCUGAUUAAAAUGUUUGUGUUCAUAAACACAGGGUCCGAGUGUCUGAUGGGUCAGUGUGCAAAUGCCAGGAAGUCCUGGCCUGGGGGGAGGUCAAACCUUCCAGGGUAAGCCAGGGCCCCAGCAAGCGUGGGAGGCAGGCUCUAGCCUCUUUGCUGCCAUGUUCCCAUGUCCAGUGGCCGGCAGGCAUCCUCUUGAAUGAAAGCCUGUGGCUGAAGCAGAGGGCAUUCUGGGAGUGCUCUCCGAGGGCCAAAGGAGUCGUGCCCCAGGAAAGAGCUCUGGGGUAGCCCCACCCUGGCCUCCCUGGGAUCCCCCUGCUCUAGGCUUCUCAGAUGCUUGCCCAGGGACUGAGGCUAUGGGGUUGGGGCCUUGAACCCCAGAGGCACAGUUCUCCUGGGCCAGGCUGUGCAGGGGACUGGCCCCAGCAGACCCUGCCUCAUCACUGGGGGUCAGAGGGAGAAUGUUGGGAACAAGGGCUGGAGGCAACAGAAAUGCUGUUUGUGACGUUUACAAAAUUCUCUGGGGGUCUGUAAGAGCAGCAGCAAUCGCCGAUGCCUUGGGAAGGCAGGAUGGUGGAGGAGGGUGCCCGCUGCCUCUGCCCCCCACGUGCUUCCUGCUCCCGACUUCCCACGUGUGGCUGCUUAGAUCCUGCCCCCUCUUUCCUCUCUGCUUCUCCUUUACUAACACAGCCUGCUACAUUUUACAAAUGUGUUGGUAAGUGAGAAACAAAAGAUGAAAAAUAAAUUUAAAUGAAGAAAUACAUUGUCCUGUCUGUGUUUUCACCUCUGGAUUUUGCGUCUUGCCGCUGGGCUUCAUUUCUGUGGGACAUUUUCCUGCAGAAUGUUCUGUGAAACAUUUCCUCUAGAGCAAGGGACUUCUCAUUCAGGCCCAUGCCCAGUGCUCCUUAGCCCAGACCUUUCCUUCUAGCCUGAGACUCUUGGCCGAGGAUGGGCUCACUCAGUAAAAUCCCCGCGGGAGGGACGCGGACCAGAGGGUAGACGCUUGAGGAGGCUGGUUUUGGCAUCUCCUAAGGACAAGCUUUGAAUCCAUUCAGUCCAACCGCAGGCUGGAGGGCCAUGGUAGUGGUGAGUGUACGUGCUGUUCUUGGAUGGCCACUUGGAGGGACGUCAUGAGGCCUGGAGGCCCCUCCCAGCUCUGAGAGUCCUAAGACC
Diceros bicornis minor is the source of this 4438-nucleotide messenger RNA. RefSeq names its product zinc finger protein 853 (gene ZNF853). Gene Ontology annotation, biological process: negative regulation of transcription by RNA polymerase II. The transcript is spliced from 4 exons. NCBI's taxonomy places the organism in Eukaryota, Metazoa, Chordata, Mammalia, Perissodactyla, Rhinocerotidae. The coding region runs from base 690 to 2693 and encodes 667 amino acids. The record is from RefSeq and is a predicted model, not a curated record. Gene Ontology annotation, molecular function: DNA-binding transcription repressor activity, RNA polymerase II-specific.